GUAUGUAAUAAAUGACUCGUGUCACUGCGCUCUGCAGGUUACAUGUAUGUAAUAAAUGACUCGUGUCACUGCGCUCUGCAGGUUACGGUCUGCACUGCCACCGCGCCGUCAUCACCAUGUGCAAGCUGAUCGGCAUCAAGGACAUGUACUGCAAGGUGGAGGGCUCCGUCAACCUGCUGAACAUCACCAGGGCGCUCUUCACCGGGCUGGCCAGUCAGGAGGUCCACCAGACGCUGGCCGACAAGAAGCGGCUCCACGUGGUGGAGUACCAGGCGCAGCGGGGGCCGCUGCCCCGGGUGGUGGCCAGCCCCGAGGGGGGGGCCCGAGCCCAGCCGGAGGCCCCGGACGAGGUGCCCGACACCCGGCUCAACUGGGACGACGUGCGGGCGGCGCAGGGGGUCAAACGCUCCAUCUGGGGGGGGGUGAAGCGCACCAUCUGGUAGCCUCCCCCUGAAGAGGAGGAAUGUCCAUCUCCCAGAAUGCAUCAGUCAGACCAACAGUGACACAAUGUUAACGUCGUUUCUUCCACCUUGAACUGCAAAAUAUGUCAAUGUAAUAAAAUGUGUCUCUGAACACGCGUGAGAUGAA
This is a messenger RNA of Gasterosteus aculeatus aculeatus (three-spined stickleback), 588 nucleotides long. NCBI's taxonomy places the organism in Eukaryota, Metazoa, Chordata, Actinopteri, Perciformes, Gasterosteidae. The record is from RefSeq and is a predicted model, not a curated record.